Sorex araneus (European shrew) is the source of this 2137-nucleotide messenger RNA. It is a transcript of the gene FNDC11, whose product is annotated as fibronectin type III domain containing 11. Bases 452 to 1453 code for a protein of 333 amino acids. Gene Ontology annotation, molecular function: protein binding. NCBI's taxonomy places the organism in Eukaryota, Metazoa, Chordata, Mammalia, Eulipotyphla, Soricidae. The record is from RefSeq and is a predicted model, not a curated record. The transcript has 2 exons.
UCGGAGUGACCUUCCCUGCGGUGCCAGGUUGGGCUCUGACCCCCGGGCGCCGGCAGGGCGCGUGCCCAGCCCUGCUCGCUGCACCCCGGGGACGGCGCCCCGAGAGGCCGCUCGGCUCUGUCUCCAAGGCAGCUGGGAGCAGGGCCGGCCCGCAGGGCCCGCGCAUCCCCCGCACCGGCCGGGCGGUCGCCAUGGGGACGGGCGGGCUCCCCACGGGACCGCCCAUGCAGGGACCGUCCGCAGGGCGGCAGGAGGGCCAUUGUGCGGGGCCCCUGGGGACCAUCGGGUCCUCCCCGAGACCCUCACUCCGGCAGUGGCACGGGCCGGCGGGCUCUCUCACUUCCUCCACCGAUGUCGAACCCAGGCAGAGAAGCGCACAGUUCACAAAGCACCGCAAGUGACCGCCCCAGGAAGCAGCAGUAGGAAGUGGGGGGCCGGGAGCUCCCAGACAAUGAACUCCCACGUGACGGGCCUGGGCCUGGACAAAAUGAAGCUGGACAGUCCCCAGCCCUUCCUGGAGCAGGAGGACGCCGAGGAGGCGGAGGACGGGCAGCUGCUGGAGCCGGAGGCUUGGAGGACCUACAUGGGACGCCGCGCGGCGCUGCGGGAGUUCCUGAGCUCGGACCUGAGCCCUCACCUCCUCAAGAGGCACCACGCCCGCAUGGAACUGCUCCGGAAAUGCUCCUACUACAUCGAGGUCCUCCCCAAACACCUGGCACUGGGCGACCAGAACCCGCUGGCCCUGCCCAACACCAUGUUCCAGCUCAUUGACCCCUGGAAGUUCCAGCGCAUGAAGAAGGUGGGCACGGCCCAGACCCAGAUCCAGCUGCUGCUGCUUGGGGACCUCCUGGAGCAGCUGGACCGUGGUCGCGCCCAGCUGGACGCUCUGCUCGAGUCCCCUGACCCACGGCCCUUCCUGGCAGGCUGGGGGCUGGUGGAGCGGCGGUUGGCGGACCUGUCAGCUGUCAUGGACAGCUUCCUGGCCAUGAUGGUGCCGGGACGUCUGCACAUCAAGCACCGCCUGGUGUCCGACGUUGGUGCCACCAAGGUCCCCCACAUCCGGCUCAUGCUGAGCACCAAGAUGCCUGUCAUGUUCGACCGCAAGGAGUCAGUGGCGCACCGAGACUGGGCAAGUCUGCGUUGGUUUGUCACCGUCCAGCCGGCCGCACCUGAGCAGUUCGAGCUGCGCUUCAAGCUGCUGGACCCCCGGAGCCAGCAGGAGGGCGCGCAGAGGGGCGUCAUUCCUGUGGCGGCCUGCACCUUCGACAUCCAUAACCUGCUGCCCAACCGCUGCUACAGGUUCACCGUCAAGAGGGCGGAGAGCUACACGCUGGUCUACGAGCCCUGGAGGGACAGUCUGACCCUGCAGACCAAGCCAGGGCCCCCUGAGGGGCCUGCCCCCCACCGGCUGGGCAAGCCCAGCCCGUCCCUGACCACACCUUCCGAGAGAUGAUUUUCUAGUAUUUAUCCACUAAUAAAGAGGAGUAUAAACACACACACACACACAGGUGACUUGUUCUAGCAGAAGCCCCUCCAGCGCCAGCCUCUCCCGACAGCCCAGCCACCUGCCGGCCCCAGGCCCCUCAGCUCUACAGUCUGCCUUCCAGAACCUUGAGCAGAAGCCUCAGCCCUCUGCGGCUCCAGGAUGGCACUCAGAUCCCCUGCAUACCUGCCCCAAGGCCUCCUGUACCAGCCCUGAAUCCCCCACUCACCUGCCUUGACCUCAGCCCGCCUCUAGCCUGCUGCCAGCACUCUGCUGUGACCCCCCAUGCCCACAUCCACGCCCGAGUCCAUGCUGGGCUGUGCAAGGACCUUGUAGGUGCUCCCCGGAACAGGGCAGCCAACAGAGGGGAUGUUUUCCUCCCUGCACACUCCUCCUGCCUUAAAAUCCCCUGUUCUGCUGCUGCCUGCCCUGGCCUCCAUCCUGGUUCCACUCGGUGCCAUGAAAGCUACCGUGCCCCUUCCUCCAGGAAGCUCUCGGGGACUCAGGUGGGGAAGGUCCUGCCUCCAGUGCUCAAGUGCGUCUCAGAUUAGGACUUAACUGGUGUUCAGGGCUGCCUGGAGUGAAUGUGCUUUUCCCACUUCUGGGCAGGCCUGGACAGAGGGGACUCCCUGCUCGGGGCAGUUCCCAGGCCUG